AUGGUAGCAAUGAGGGAGUUUAGCCGUAGGAACCCUCCGGUGUUCGAUGGGACUAGUAGUGACCCGUUGGUAGCCGACCACUGGCUAGCUCAGAUCCGUAAACUCUUUCGAGCUCUAAAUAUCAUUGAGGACAACAUCAGAGUAGGUAUCGUGGCUGUUCAAUUAGUUAGGGAAGCUGGUGAAUGGUGGGAAUCCGUUCUAGAGAGUAGGAAGGAUGCAAGGAGGGCGGCAAGAAUCGCAGCUCAAGUAAACGAGCCGGAUGUUGAAAAUCUGACAUGGGCUGAAUUUGAGGCGCUCUUCGAGGAGCAGUACUUUUCGAAAACUUCACAAGAGAAUUUGAGGGAACAAUUUGAGAAGCUGGAACAGGGAAAUAUGACUGUUUCAGAGUACGUACAGAAAUUUCAGUCUUUGUCUCGUUUCACUCCAGAGUUGGUGGCGACGGAGGAGAGGAAAUGUCGACGGUUUGAGAAGGGGUUGCAUAACACUAUAAGAAGAAUGGUGAUGGUCCAACGUAAGAUGAAGUUUUUCGAAGUGGUGGAAUGUGCAAGGAGCAUUGAGAUACCGAAAGAAGCCCAACGAAAUGCAAGGGCUUGGGAACCAAGACAACCUGUGGGAAGUUUGAGUUCUUCUUCUGGUAGUCUCGGGAGUCAAGAACAAAGAGACAGAGGGAACCGUCUCAGGGACCACCUAAUCAAUCCAAUUUUAGGGUGCCUUCUUCUUCGAGAACUCGGGGUGCCUCAUCUAGACCUCCGAUUGUGUGUUACAGGUGUAACCAACCCGGGCACGUCCGUGCUCAGUGUCCUCAGCUUUCUAAGGUGUGUUAUAAUUGUGGUAAGAUGGAUCAUCUUGCUUGAAGUUGCCCUCAAGGGGCGGGAGCGUGUACCUUUCAGAGGUGCUCAGAGGCAGCAGCAGCCUCAUUUUCGCCAAACGUCGUCAGUUCAGAGUUCUGGGGUCGACCGAGGGGCAAGUUCGUCUGCACCUCCUCAAGGUUCCGGUCAAGGAAGAGGUUUUGUGCAGGGUCAGGGUACCCAAUGGCAUGUUUUCAAUAUCAACACCAAUGCAUCACCUUUUGUUUCUCAGGCUCCAGAGACAUCAGUUGUGAGUGGUACUUUUCUUCUAUUCAACUCUUUUGCUAGAGUACUCUUCGAUUCUGGAGCAUCACAUUUUUUCAUUGCUACGUCAUUUAUGUGUGCAUUGGAGUUGGAUACCGAGAAUCUUGAUUCGCUGUUAUUUGUCGAGACACCAUUAGGGGGAAAGUCCUCUCUGAGUCGUAUCUAUAGAGGUUGUGAGCUCGUUAUUUGUGACCGCUGUUUCAUCUUUGACUUCAUCGUUCUAGAUAUGUUGGGGUUUGACCUCAUUUUGGGGAUGGACUGGUUGUCUACGUAUUUGUGUGGGUCUCGGGAAAGAGAGUUGAUUUAUGCUUUGUUGGCGAGCUUGACAUUAGAUGAGGAUAUGUCUAUGAGUGGGGAGUUACCCUUGGUAGUUCGCGAGUUUCCCGAUGUAUUUCCUGAAGAGUUACCCAGUUUGCCUCCCGAGAGAGAAAUUGAGUUCACGAUAGACUUGCUUCUGGGCACCGCUCCUAUCUCGAUUCCUCCUUAUCGUUUUGCACCCGCCGAACUUAGAGAGUUGAAAGUUCAACUGCAGGAGUUAGAAAAUUUGGGGUUCAUUCGUCCUAGCACAUCACCGUGGGGAGCACUGACUUUGUUUGCCCUAAAGAAGGAUGGUUCACUUUGUUUGUGCAUCGAUUAUCGUAAGCUUAACCGUGUGACCGUUAAGAAUAAGUAUCCCAUGCCAAGAAUUGAUGACUUAUUUGAUCAACUCCGAGGUGCGACUUGCUUUUCCAAAAUCGAUCUGAGGUCCGGUUAUCACCAAUUAAGAGUUCGUAGAGAGGAUAUUCCUAAAACCACCUUUCAUACUCGCUAUGGCCAUUAUGAAUUUGUUGUGAUGCCAUUCGGUUUGACAAAUGCUCAAGCUACUUUUAUGGAUCUCAUGAACCGUAUCUUCCGCGCGUAUCUCGAUCACUUUGUGGUUGUAUUCGUCGACGACAUUCUCAUUUAUUCAUCCUCGGAAGAGGAACACCAAAUUCAUCUUACCAUCGUUCUUGAACUCUUGAGGGAACACCGUUUAUACGCCAAGCUUAGUAAGUGUGAGUUUUGGUUACCUAAUGUUAAGUUCCUGGGUCAUGUGGUUUCAAAAGGAGGGAGUUGGCAUCAUUACCUUUACGGUGAGAAGCUUGAAGUCUAUUCCGACCAUAAAAGCCUAAAGUAUCUCUUUUCUCAAAAGGAGCUUAACUUGCGUCAAUGUCAUUGGAUGAAACACUUAGAAGAUUAUGACUUUGAAUUGCAUUAUCAUCUGGGUAAGGCAAACGUCGUGGCGGACGCGUUGAGUAGAAAAUCGAUACAUUUAGCAAGCCUAGCCAUACGAGAGUGGAAGGUGGUGAACGAUUUAGGCCAUUAUGCUUCGCACUUUGAGGAGGUUCAGGAAGGGGUCACAUUAUGUAACUUGACCGUGCAAUCGGCUUUGUCGACUCAAGUAGGUGAGGCUCAACAACAUGAUGAAGAAGCAGAGGAACUUCGUACCAAAUUCCUUAACGGUAAAGCUCGAGAUGGGUGGAUGAUUCACGCCGACCGAAGUUUACGUUAUUAA
This is a messenger RNA of Rhododendron vialii, 2646 nucleotides long. RefSeq lists its product as uncharacterized. The transcript is spliced from 3 exons. Bases 1 to 2646 code for a protein of 881 amino acids. The record is from RefSeq and is a predicted model, not a curated record. Lineage: Eukaryota; Viridiplantae; Streptophyta; Magnoliopsida; Ericales; Ericaceae.